This is a messenger RNA of Diplodia corticola, 4332 nucleotides long. RefSeq names its product actin cytoskeleton-regulatory complex protein pan1. NCBI's taxonomy places the organism in Eukaryota, Fungi, Ascomycota, Dothideomycetes, Botryosphaeriales, Botryosphaeriaceae. Gene Ontology annotation, molecular function: calcium ion binding; actin binding. Gene Ontology annotation, cellular component: cytoplasm; plasma membrane. Gene Ontology annotation, biological process: endocytosis; endosomal transport. Bases 1 to 4332 code for a protein of 1443 amino acids. The record is from RefSeq and is a predicted model, not a curated record. The transcript is spliced from 4 exons.
AUGUUCUCGGGGAGCCAGAGCUUCCUCGGAGGCGCCAACUCUGCUCGCGGCCCCCCCGGCCAGCAGCAACAGCAGCAGCAGCAGCAAUAUGGCCAGCAGUACGCCCCUCAGGGCUUCGGCGGACUGCAGCCGCAGCCCACCGGCUUUGGCGGCGCUCCACUGCAGCCGCAAUUCACCGGCUUCAACCCGGGUCAACAGCAGGGCUUCCAACAGCAGCAGGGCUUCCAGCAACAGCAGCCGCCGCAGCUCCAGCCCCAGUUCACCGGCUUCCCCGGCCAGCAGCAGCAGCAACACCAGCCGCAGCAGUCGUUCCAGCAGCCACCGCAGCAGCAGCCAUUCCCGACCGGCCAGCAGAGCAUGCCGCCGCCUGCGCAGCCUCAGCAACCCCAGCUCACUGGCUUGACCUCGUCGCAGAUGGCUGACUCCUUUCGCGGACCCUCGUCUCAACCGCCGCAGCCUCAGGCCGCCCAGCCCACCGGCUCGAAGAUCCCGAGCAUUAGACUUAGCUUUAUAACGGUACAGGACCAGGCUAAGUUCGAACAAUUGUUCAAGUCGGCAGUGGGGGGUGGCCAGGCCAUGUCCGGCGACCAGGCGAGGGACCUGCUCAUGCGAUCGAAGCUGACUGGCGAUGCCCUCGCACACAUUUGGACGCUCUCUGACACGACCAAAUCAGGCCAGCUGCUGUUUCCCGAGUUUGCCCUCGCAAUGUAUCUUUGCAACUUGAAGCUCGUCGGCAAGGACCUUCCUAGUGAACUGCCCGAGCGCGUUAGGAACGAGGUCUCAAGCAUGGUCGACAUCAUUUCUUUUGGUGUUCCCGACAUGAAACCUGCAGCAUCCAGCUCGCAGUCUGCUCCGACCAUUCAACAGCCCCAGCCUCAACAACCUUCCAACUCUCAGUUACUGUCUAGCCUGCAACCGCAGCCCACCGGUCUGGCCCCGCAGAUGACUGGCUUCCCUGGUCAGCAGGGAGGCUUCCAGCCUCAGCCUACCGGUCUACAACCCCAGCCCACCGGUUUUGGUAUGAACCAGGGAAUGCUCGGUGGUCUCCAGCCCCAGAUGACUGGUCUGCAACCCCAGCCUACUGGGUUUGGUCCAGGCAUGGUCGCUCCGCUCAAUGCCCAGCCUACGGGAAUGCCCGGGCAAUGGGGACUUGUAAACACACCCGCUGGAGGAUUGCCUAAUAUUCAAAACAUGAUGCAGCAGUUGAUGCCUCAGCCUGGAAGAGAAGGCGGUUCCUUCAGUGCACAGGGGCUCCGUGGUAACGCAACAGUUCCCUGGGCCAUCACGAAGGACGAGAAGAAGAUCUACGAUCAGCUGUUCAAGGCCUGGGAUGGCCUUAGCAAGGGUUACAUUACAGGAAGCCAAGCCAUUGAGAUCAUGGGACAGUCUGGCCUUGACAAAUCCGACCUGGAGAAGAUCUGGACUCUUUCGGAUCCCCACAACCGCGGCCGUCUCAAUCUGGAUGAGUUCGCCGUUGCUAUGCAUCUGAUCUAUCGUAAGCUGAACGGCUACCCAGUGCCAAACACUCUUCCUCCGGAGCUUGUCCCGCCGUCCACUAGGAACCUUAAUGACUCCAUUGGCACCAUGAAGAGCUUGAUUGCCCGUGAUGCCGAGGAAAGGAAGCACUCUGGCGCUUUCCUUCAACCUCAGAAGACCGGUGUCAGCUACCUAAAGAAUCACUCACUCCGUGGUGGAAGUCCCGUUUCCGCAGGCCGCAAGGACGCCACUGUCUUCAAAAACAAUGAUGAUGACAUUGGCUAUAGAUCGAGUGCUCGGCGUAGGAUCGGAAAUGGCGGGCGUUCUCCCUCACCAGCCGGGCCUCCUUCCCCUGGAUCUGAGAGGUCUAGCGACGAAAAGUCGAUCGAGCAGCUCAAGAAGGAGAUCAAGGAAAAGCAGGUAUUGUUGGAUGCCAUGGACUUCCGCGAUGAAAAUCGUGCCGAGCAGGAGGAUCUCCUGGACCGUAAGGACCGAAAGGAUGCCGAGGAUCUGUACCGCCGGAUUAGACGCCUUCAGGAAGAUAUCGACACCCAUCCCAAUGCUCACUCUAUGUUGUCUGGAGGCUCAGACGCGGAACGGCGCGCUCUUCAGCGUGAGCUGCGUCGUCUGACUGACAGGCUUCCGGAAUUGGCAUCAAAGGUGCGCCGAACCGAGCGUGCUAUUGCGGAGGCCCAGCUCGAGCUAUUUAGAUUGAAGGAUGCUAAAGCACACCCUGGCUCGUCUGCUGCGAUUGUUGGCACUGGUCCUGGUGGUGCCGUCACUGAAUCCGAUAGGCUGAAAGCCCGCGCGAAGGCAAUGAUGCAGGCACGUUCCGCCGCUCUUACCGGCAAGCCUGCGCCUGCAUCUGCCGAUGACUCGGGCGACGCAGCCAAACGCCUUGAGGAGGAGCAGACGCGUAUCCGUAAUGAGAGGGAGGGCAACGAGCGCAUGGUGCGCGAUGUCGAAGAGAGUGUGACCGAGUUCAGCAAGGCUCUAGAGCUCAGCCUCAAGGAGGGAUCCCAACCUGAAUCCAGCGAACAUGAGCGCCGUAGGUGGCAAGACGGCCUUGGCGUUGAGGACGAAGUCAAGGACUUCAUCUACGAAUUGCAAAGGCAGAGCCGUGCGGCUAGAGUUCGAAAGGAAGACGACGUCAGGGACAGCGCACGGAACAGGUACCAGUCGCCGGUCCCCCGUAUCGAGGAGCCAGCAAGGCCCAGCAGUGCCAGGGGUCUUGGAUCUCCGGCACGCCCCGAGUCGCCCAUGGCGCGCCCUGCCUCGUCAAGCGGCGCCUCUUACUCUUCGUACAAGACCGCUGAAGAGCGUGCUGCCUUCAUCAAGCAGCAGGCUGAACAGCGUAUGGCUGAGCGUCUGGCUGCUCUUGGUCUCCGCGCCCCCUCGAAACCUUCUGGAGAGACGCCUCAACAGAAGGCAGAGCGUGAGCAGCGUGAGAAGGAGGAGCGUAUUCGCAAGUCCGAGGAGGAAGACGCCCGCCGCGAACAGGAGAGGCAGCGCAGGCUCAACGAAGAGCAAGGUAUCCCGCCGCCAGCUCCUAAGGCGACGGGCAAGAAGCCUCCCCCGGCUCCCCCGUCACGGAACAAGAAGGCCGAAACAUACGACGCCGAUGCUGAGGCAAAGAAGGCUGAGCAAGAGGCGGCGGAGCGUGCUCUUCGUGAGGAGCAGGAGGCUCAAGAAGCGGAGACAAAGGCUUUGGAGGACGAGGAGAAGCGACAGGAAGAAGACCUUGCUAAAGAGCAGGAUGCCGCCGCUGCUCGCUUGCGUGCUUUGGAGGAACAAGUCAAGGCUGGCAAGCUGAAGAAGGAGGAGGAGAAGCGCAAGAAGAAGGAGGCCCAGCGGGAGUCCAAGGAGAAGGAGGCUCGUUUGGCUGCUCAGCGUGCCGAGAUUGAGGCCGCCAAGGAACGCGAACGUCAGCUCCAGCUUCAGCUCGAGGGAAUGGAUGAUGACUCCUCUUCGUCGGACGACGAGGGUCCUCAAGAGAUAACUCCUCAAGAAACCACACCUACCGCCAGCCAGGAACUCCCGAAGGCCGAGCCUCCAGCUGCUCCACCAGCUCCACCAGCGCCUGCCCCUGCGGAACCCUCCGCGAACACUCCGCCAUCUUCCGUCACUAGCCCUCAAGCCUCCGCUGUCACCAGCCCUGGUGCCACCACAGAGACGAAGAACCCCUUCUUGAAGAAGAUGGCUCAGGCCAGCGAAUCCCACGCUGCGCCCAGCGUUCCCUCCAUUUCUACUCCUGCAAGCUCUACUGAGGUCUCGACCAACCCCUUCCACCGCCUCACGCAGCAGGAUAGCAACAAGGCGGCACUGCCUGAGCCAACUGCCGCACCUGCCCGCAUGCGUGCGCGUUCCGAAGAGGAUGAUUGGAGCGUGGUUGAUUCCGAUGAUGACAGCUCUUCCGAUUCGGAUGACGACCGUCCGGGCGGUGGCUCUGCCAAGCAGCUUGCCUCUAUCCUGUUCGGCACCAUGGGUCCGCCUCGCCCGCUCUCGGCCAUGGACAACAAGGAUUCGCCGCUUGGUGGCUCGCGCAACGACAGCCCUGCUGUUGGCUCUCCAGGUCCCUCUGCUCCUCCGCCACCGCCGCCCAUGCCCGGCGCAGGCGCCCCUGGCGCUCCGCCGCCGCCGCCACCUCCCAUGCCUGGCGCAGGCGCUCCCGGUGCCCCGCCGCCACCGCCGCCGCCGCCGCCGCCGCCAGGCCCCGCCGCCGCACCGGCUGCUCCACCCGCAGGUGCAGGUGAUAGAGGUGCCCUGCUAAGCCAGAUCCAGAUGGGUAGGGGUCUAAGGAAGGUCGAGACAAAGGACAAGAGCUCGUCGUCCGUUGCGGGUAGGGUUUUGGACUAG